AUUGUUAAAUUCCAGUUAAAAAUCAAUUGAAACCAGUUGGAAAAUCCAACUUGUUUCAAUUGGAUUUUGGUCCUGGGGUUGGGGGGCCAAGCCGGCCUGCGUCCCCCUUUGAAUUUAAGUGAAGACCCUGUUUGUUUGUUUGUUUUGUUUUGUUUUUUUGCUUGUCAAAUUUUUGUGUGGAUGAAAUGUCCUUAAUUUUUGGUUAAAACCUUUUUUAUUUUUGCUUGUCAUAUUUUUCCUUGGAAAAUGUGCCAUCCCCCUCUUUUUGGAAAAUCCUGGAUUCGCCCCUCAUUAUCGAGACAUGAGCAAUUUACUUACGAGCAAAACAUGAUGUUGCAGGUAGAAAGGUUGGGGUCACAACGAAUGAAAAUGGAUUCUUGGACGUAGCUUUCAUUUUCUCAAAAGAAUACACAGGUGCACUCAAGCAUGUAGCAUUUGGUGGAUACCAAGAAUGCAUUGGCUUUACGUGAAAGUGAAGCGAUAGUACUCGGCGAAUCUCCUUGAAUAACUGAGUGCAGUGAGGUAAGUCUUUCUGGCCUUUGUUCGAACAUGGACCAAUUUGCAAUAGGUCCAUGUAGACAUACCUUGAACGAGUGUCAGUAUGAAUCGAAUCUGCUCUUUUCUGCAUUCAAAGUUUAAAACAUGCAGUUUGCACAAAGUUGUUGGUAUACAUGCAUGGCCUAGGGACGAAAGGUAGAUAUUUCUACGCGGUUGCAUAGAACAACAGGAAUGGAGGAAUCCAACCGUUACAAUACCCCUAUCAUUAACUGGAAGUGGGGUUACGCUAUCUUACUCUCCAAGUUCGUGAUCAAUAUGUGGUGUGGCAUCCCCAAAUCCUUUGGUGUUAUCCUCCCUGAGAUGGUUGAUAGAUUCAGCGCGAAUUACGCCACUUUAGGAUUCAUCUGUAGUAUUCCUGGUACAAUCACGCACUUUUUAGGUCCCUUUACUUCCUUGUUGCUUGAGAGGGUCGAUCAUCGUGUUGCUGCUAUGUCAGGAGCGGUAAUAAUAGCAGUGUGUCUAAUAUUAUGUGGCUUCACUUACAACCUCACUGUUUUCGGUAUCCUUCUUGGACUUACAGGUGUGAGAUCCUUUGUAUAUUUCCCGAUCACGCUCCUGUUGAACAAAUAUUUCAAGGAAAACUAUGUUUUGGCCAAUACCCUAGCAUCAUUCGGUAUAACAACGGGGAUAAUGUUCUUACCUAUCAUUACUGAACGAUCGCUGGAAGCUUACGGUUAUCAAGGGGUGUUUCUGAUACUUGGGGGAAUCAUGCUUCAUUUGGUGGCAGCGGCAGCCGUUAUUCGGAAACCGAUAUACAAUACUAGAGACCAUAUCACUGAGCAGGUUUCUUCUGAUACAGAUGCAUCUAAGGUUUGCUAUCAUGAACUUUGUGACGGUGAGAAAUGCAGCCUAAAGAUUGAAGGAAGUCAACAAGAUAAAAGGACGACAGGUGAAUCAAGAAAGGAUGCAACUGAGAUUGAUGAACAAGAGGGAUUAUUAUCAUAUGACGAUGGAGAUAUUCACCGAAAUCCGCAGCAACAUAGUGGAAGCAAUCCUGAAGUGCCUGAAGAGCAGCACAACAGGUUGACCACUGAUGAUCAUCAUGGUGAUGGUUCUCAGGAUACAUUCUGCUGGCUAUUAAUAUCACGCUGUAAACUCUUCCUGGCCAAUGAAGCACUUUUCUUGAUAUGUAUCCCAUCGUUCUUCUUUUAUGUUUAUGCUUUCGAAGCUUGGGUAUUGUUCCUGGUGCCUCACGCAGAAGACCUCGGAAUCAGUUCAUCCAGGGCCGUUUUUCUGUCUUCAAUUGGUGGUGUCGGCGGAUUAAUUGGCAGAUUGAUUGUAGUCGUUUUACUCGUUAGAAAAAUCGACAUGAUCAAAAUUUAUAUCAUAGUCGGUUUUAUAACCAGUUUGACAUUUUUCUUGGAUUUUAUCGAUGAAUCAUUUCUUGUUCGUUCAAUCUGGGCAUUCAUUCAGGGAGUCUGCUUUUUCAUACAGGACACGUGCGAUGCAACUUAUCUGAAAUUCGUUUUGAGAGAUGAAAGCAACUUCAGUUUCGCACUUGGGCUGAUACUGCUAGCUCAUUGUUUUGGCAGUACCUUUUCCGGAGUUUUCACAGGCACCUUACUGGAUUUCACCCAGUCCUACACCAAAGUCUUCAUGAUAACUGGAAUCAGUACCGCAUGUUUCACCGUCAAUGUAACAGUCAUAUAUCUACUCUUAAAAAGGAGAUCUGCUUCAGAGUCAGUUUUUAUCAAAUCUGCGUAAUUCUUCCAAGGAUUAACGAGCUGAGGGCAGGCUGUUCCUCUGCUUACAGGGAUUCCCUUCUUUCUGACUCAAUCUCUUACAUCUGCAUCUUCCGGCCGGGAAAGAUUAUCUCACUUAUGAUCAGGACAUAAUAAUUGAUCACAGAUCUCCUGGCAGGAUCUUUUCGAGUGUUUUCUGCCAAUAUAGCCUACUAUUUCUACUAUUUACGUCCUCAAGGUUCUUCUAGCGAAGUACCCGACUCGUACCUGACAUUGAAGAAGAGAGUAACACACGCAGAGGAAAGCUUUGCAUCCCUCUCAGAAGGAACCCUCCCUUCUUCUUUACUUGGCGCCUCCUAAUCAUGUAUUCCUGUCCGUCAUCCACCCUGCACAUCGGUCGAGAAAUUAUUUUUCCCACCGCAGUUCCGGACCGUAAUUCAGGGGAGCGUACGUUUCAUCAACAUUUUUGUCCGACAAGUAGUCAGAUCUGACAACUUUCCUUGAUUCUGAUUGGCUGAGAGGCACUGUUACUGUGGUAACAGUCGGAUAAAACAGGGCUUGUCGGAUGAAACGUCUGACAAGUCCUUUCAUGAAACGCUCCCCAGGACUUUCGUCUUCGGAAUAAGACUACGUAUGCGCUCGGACUCUAUGCAAAAUCGUGGUCGUUUGCGUUGCUAUCAACAUCCUCAAGUUGCUGGUACCCUUAUAAAGGUUUUAGCUUUAUGGCAUUAACUUUAUCUCAUAUCUGGAUCUGUCUAAUGUCGGCAGCCGACUAAUGCCAUGGUUAGCUUAGAGCUGGUUAAUUCCGAACUUUACGUUUACUUACGUUCAACUACUGCAGGGCUUGGUAGCCUUAGUUUAAUAGGUCUAGUCCGUAUAUAGAACUACUAACAUUCUGCCUAUUCGAGUACGGGAACUUAAAAACUUAAUGAUUUGUAAAGAACAUGCUUAUUGACCAAUUACAUUUUUCUUGAUCAACUUCCCCGGCGAUCGAAAUAGCUAUGCAGAACCGCGCGUUUACAUUAACAUGCAGGUUCUGCGCACCGAAGUUGUGCCUGACGUUAUACGUGAGUGUGUGGUCUAUCAAGAUAAAGAUCUAGAGACUUGAUCUAAAAUAAAAAUUUUUUUGAUCUAGAACUAGUUUUAUAUACGGACUAGACAUAUUAAACCAAGGCUACCAAGCUCAUUGGUCUAACGUAAGUAAGCGUAAAGUUCUGAAUUAACAAUUACGAGUAGUCGGCCGCAGGCAUUAGACAGGUCCAGAUUUGAGAUAAAGUUAACUCCCUAGCCAAGCGUAGCCGUAGCCUAGCCUAACAUUUUGUCUUGUGAUAAAUAGAUUCAUAUAUCUAAGCUUAAGACCUUUUGGGUACCGGCAAUUUGAGGGUGCUGAUUCAUUCGUGGCCCAUGAAUGAAUCAUGGGAUGCAACGAGAAUGACCACAAUUUUGUAAAGACAAGUUCACGCGCAUGCGAAGUCUUAUUCCAAAAUGCGGAGGGGAAAAUAAUUUCGACUGCGGUUAGCCAUCAAUAUAAAAAUUCAGCUUCUAACCAGCACUUAUCUUACCUAAAGUAGACUGUGGAAGAUCCCCUGACUAGUUUCCGCUGCUUGCUAUGCACCUGUGGAAACUGUCUUUGACUUUGUUAGUGAAUGCAUAGCCUAUACUCAUCUUAGAAAUAAUUUCUAAAGCAAUUUAAAGCAAUGUAAAGGGCAUUGGUAAAAUACAGACUUUCAUAUGUAUAUAUUUCUUUGGAAAAUCUUCCAAUAUAGGCAGCGGUGGUAUUUUCAUUUUGAUGUACUUUGGUCACAGUAAGUGGUGUACUAAUUAUCUUUGAAUCUGUUGUAAUUAUAAUCUAUAAUAUCUAUGAACAUUGUUUUUUACUGCUAAGAGUUCUAAACACUUAUCUGCAACAAGUGUGGCACUUAAAAUUGAAAAGAAUUGAAUAGAUACAUUGUAAAUGAUGAUGAAUCUCAUAACACAUUAAACUGUUCACACUGGCAGAUAAUGUGGAAAUUAACUGGUUUCAAUUGGAUCUGGUUGGGUAACUGGAAAAUUUCCAAUUGGAAACAAAUUGGAAAUAAUUUCCAGUAACCCAACUCGAUCCAGUUAGGAUUUCCAGUUCACCAACUGGUUCCAGUUUUAUCUCUAGUUAGCCAACUGGUUCCAAUUCUUCAU
Molecule: messenger RNA, 4412 nt
Organism: Lytechinus variegatus (green sea urchin)
Lineage: Eukaryota; Metazoa; Echinodermata; Echinoidea; Temnopleuroida; Toxopneustidae
Exons: 5
Coding region: 730-2262 (510 amino acids)
Biological process (GO): transmembrane transport
Molecular function (GO): monocarboxylic acid transmembrane transporter activity
Source: RefSeq, a predicted model, not a curated record